GCAGGUUAUUUAUUUGACACAAACGUCUUUGAAGGAUGGUAGAAGCAGUUUUGAUCGAUCUUUUUGGCUUGAAAUGGAACUUUCAAAAAAACUGCUAUCAGACAUUACUGAAGACACUGAAUGCCAUCCAAGACCACCAUGCUGCCAGUGCCAAGUUCUUUUGUAUAAUGUGUUGCGGUAACAUGAGCUGUGAAAGGGGUGGUGACCGUGAUACUUGUGAGUUAGAAACAAGCAAUGGAUUGUCAGCUCUCUUGGGAGAAUUUGAGACUACUAGCAGUCACAGCCUGGCUGCCUCGUUGUAUACCAUUAAACAAAAAAUCGAUGAAAAAAAUCUGAGCAGCAUUAAAGUAAUUGCACCCAGGCACAGGAAGACAUUAAUUAAAGCUUUUAUUGGUCAACUCUUCACUGAUGUUUACAAUUUUGAAUUUGAAGAUUUACAAGUGACUUUGAGGGAAGAACUUUUGAAAGAGUCCACUGAAAUAAACAUAAUUACGACUCAAGAACUGAAAGAAAUCCAGAAUGAAAUAGAAAUAUAUUUGAGAGGUCUGCCAGCACUGAAAGGAGAAUUAACUCUUAUCACUUCUCCUUUGAUCCCAGAUAUUUUUAUACAUGGAUUUACUACAAGAACAGGUGGGAUAUCUUAUAUACCAACUCUUAGCUCACUCAAUCUCUUCAGUAGUUCCAAACGGAGAGAUCCCAAAACAGUUGUUCAAGAAAAUCUACAUAGGUUGGCGAAUGCUGCAGGAUUUAAUGUGGAGAAAUUUUACCGGAUAAAGACUGAUCAUGCCAAUGACGUCUGGAUUAUGGGAAGGAAGGAGCCUGAGUCUUAUGAUGGAAUAACCACAAAUCAGAGAGGAGUCACAAUAGCGGCUCUUGGUGCUGACUGUAUACCGAUAAUUUUUGCAGAUCCUGUCAAGAAAGCAUGUGGGGUUGCUCACUCUGGGUGGAAAGGUACUUUGUUAGGUGUUGCUAUGGCAACAGUGAAUGCUCUGAUAGCAGAAUACAGCUGCAGUUUGGAAGACAUUGUUGUUGUACUUGGACCGUCAAUAGGACCUUGCUGUUUUACGCUUCCAAAGGAAUCAGCAAAGGCAUUUCAUAAUCUUCAUCCUGCGUGUGUACGACUAUUUGAUGCACCAAAUCCCUAUAUUGACAUCCGAAAAGCCACCAGGAUUCUUCUGGAACAGGGAGGAAUUCUUCCACAGAAUAUUCAGGACCAGAACCAAGAUCUCAACCUCUGUACAUCCUGCCAUCCUGAAAAGUUUUUCUCCCACUUCCGAGAUGGCCUUAAUUUUGGUACACAGAUUGGCUUUAUAUCAAUUAGAGAAUGAGAUACUUGACUGGAUUUUUGCAUAAAUGUUUCCUGCAUCCUUCCAAACUGACUGCAAGAGAGAAAUUUAGCUGUUUGAUUUACUUAAAGCCAUAAAGAUUACAGUAGUUAAUUCAUCUUUAGUGUAUAUUUUCACUAUUAUCCAAAGCAAAAUGAUUUUUAUUUAUAACAAUAACUGACAAUCAGUA
Molecule: messenger RNA, 1515 nt
Organism: Carlito syrichta (Philippine tarsier)
Lineage: Eukaryota; Metazoa; Chordata; Mammalia; Primates; Tarsiidae
Gene: LACC1
Product: laccase domain containing 1
Exons: 6
Coding region: 36-1328 (430 amino acids)
Molecular function (GO): copper ion binding
Source: RefSeq, a predicted model, not a curated record